Messenger RNA from Lasiodiplodia theobromae, 783 nucleotides. RefSeq names its product 60s ribosomal protein. The record is from RefSeq and is a predicted model, not a curated record. Bases 1 to 783 code for a protein of 260 amino acids. Gene Ontology annotation, molecular function: structural constituent of ribosome. Gene Ontology annotation, cellular component: mitochondrial large ribosomal subunit. The transcript has a single exon. NCBI's taxonomy places the organism in Eukaryota, Fungi, Ascomycota, Dothideomycetes, Botryosphaeriales, Botryosphaeriaceae.
AUGAGCAACGCCCUCCUCGCUCGGCCAAUGCGGCCUCUCUCCACCUCCAUCGCCAGCAGCCUGCGGUGCGGAGCCACCACCACCACCACCACCAGCACAACCGCCUCUUCGACGGCCGCAAAACCCAGCACAUCAGCAUCAGCAUCGCCAAUUACGCACACCCAACGCCGGCACGAGUCGACGACCCGCCGGCAGCUCAACCGGCUGCGCUCCGUGCCCGCCGCGCCGAGCGCCGUGCCGUCGGCCUCGCACACGGCCGACCACAUCGUCUUCAACCCGCCCUCGUCGGCGCCGUCCGUCUACCACACGCCACUCAAGUUCCUGCCCGCCCACGACCGCCGCCGCGAGCUGUACGCGCUAACGGCGCGCCUGUCGCCCUCGAAAGCCUCGCCCACCGGCACCGCCCUCUCCGCCGGCACCUACACCUCGCCCUCGGUCCUGCCGCCCCACCUGGCCCACAAGCACGCCACCACUGUGACCAAGGCCACGUCUCUCCCGCCGCCCGUCCGCACCCCGUACACCAAGAAAUACCACCUGACGGCCGCCGACAUCGAGCAGAUCCGGGCGCUGCGGAAGGAGGACCCCGCCCACUGGACGCGCGAGCGCCUGGCGCACAAGUUCGAGUGCUCGCAGUUCUUCGUCGGCCUGGUGGCGCCUGCGCCCGACCACGCUGCGCGCAAGGCGGCUGAGAUUGAAGAGGUUAAGAAGGGCUGGGGCCGGAAGAAGAGGGAAGCGCGCGAGGACCGCAGGAGAAGGAAGGAGUCGUGGGGCAGGGAUGCGUAG